Molecule: messenger RNA, 1011 nt
Organism: Ilex paraguariensis (yerba mate)
Lineage: Eukaryota; Viridiplantae; Streptophyta; Magnoliopsida; Aquifoliales; Aquifoliaceae
Source: the annotation of a GenBank genome assembly
AUGAUGGGGAAAUCUGAAACAAUGGCAAGAGAGAUUGUUACUGGUUGCAGAGAAUCAGAUAUAAAGGAGGCAAUGGACCUCUGCUGCAAUUAUUUACCAGGAGAUUUAAUGUUGGAUAUCCUUUCAAGACUACCUGUAAAGUCUCUUAUGCGGUUCAAGUGCGUAUCAAAAACUUGGUGUUCUCUUCCCCACUCUGCUCCUUUCAUCACCAUGCAUCUUCUCAAUCAAAACAACAAUACCAGUAACACUGUUGUUCUACUCAGUUUACCCUAUUUUGUUACUGACCUGGGUGAUACCUUUGUGUUCAUGACUCAACCUCAUGUUACACCUUGUGGAACCCAGCCACUAGAGAGAAUAGAAGAUGAUUAUGGUUGUCAGAGACCCACCAAAGUUGAGGUAUUUACCUUGAGCACUAAUACUUGGAGGGAGGUUAAGGCAGUGGUGCCGUGUGCAAUUAGUGAAAGACAUUCAGUCGUUACCAAGAAUAGAUUUUUGCAUUGGAUGGCUACUGGAUUUGGGAAUCGGAUAAGUUAUAAUUACGUACUUACGUUUGAUUUGGAAAAUGAGGUGUUUAGGCAAAUAACAGUGCCAUAUGCUGAUACUCCUUGGUUGGAAACAUAUAGGAGACUUGUGGAAUAUAAAGAAUCACUAGCCAUGUUUGUUUACCUAGAAAGUUGGUUUCCAGGAGUGACUGUUCGCUGUGAGAUGUGGGUGAUGAAUGACUAUGGUGGUGGUGGUACUAAGGAGGUGUCUUGGAUUAAAGAACUAAGAGUUGAACAUCUUUCAAGGGUUGGGAGACCAUUGGGGUGGUUGAAUGGGGACAUCGUCUUUGGACCUUGGCUAGGAUACGGCCAUAACGUUUUCUUGUAUGACCCCCACACCAAACAAGUCAAAGAUAUCUCAACUCAUGAGGGCUCUGGUUAUUUCUUUCCUUACAAAGAGAGUUUAGUUCUCGCUAGAGGAGGAAUAAACUAUCGAAGUUGCCCAGUUUGUUGUUGCCGUUCAGGGUAG